AACACACCAGCUGUCAGAGUGAAUCUCUGCUAAUCUCGCCGGUGUUUCUUCUACCUCCACUGCGGUCUCUUCUCUUCAGACAUUUAACCUCGCCCCCUCGGAUGUUGUUUUUUUUGCGGGGAUGCGAAACAUGUUCUGAGUCACCCUGCAAGCGAUGAAUGACCCGAGCGCCGCCGCCGCCGAGGGGACCGGGCCGGCGGAGGUUCUGUUGACGUCGGGCUGCCGAGCCCCACUGGUCGGAGGAUGGAGCCGAGGCUGAGCGGGGGUGGCAAGCCGUCCGUGUCCCGGUUCCUCGGCCCGGUCCUCGUCUUCUCCAUCCUGGCUGUGUCAGUGAGUUGCCAUGGACCGUGCAAACACCGGGUGCCGCCUCCCGAAGAGGUCGUCCAUCACGUGCACCUGAAGCCUGAGCGCCUAACGAAGAGAAGCUCCCCCGACAACCUCCAGCUGAAGAUCAAGAUCAUCUACGACUACAGCGUUGACCAGCUUCCUGCAGACAAGAGGAGACUAGUGAAGGAUAAGCUGUUUCCUCCGGCCAUCGACUACCUGCAGAGGGCCUUCAGUGUGAGGCGAGGCAAUGCAAGGUUUGCAGUGAGUCUGGGAAGUCGCGGCGCCCCGUGGGGCCCCGGACGCCCUGGCGUGGAAGGCUCCGACUUGGGUAUGUACGCCAGCCGGCGUGACCACGGGCGCUGCGGCCAGGAGAACAUAUCGUGGCCCACGCUGGCGCACUGCCAGCUGGAGGCGGAGUUUCUGACAGCCUCAGGGUUUGGAGGGAUGCUUUCCUCCACCGUCAAACAUGAGAUCAUCCACGCUCUGGUCCGUACAACUUCUUUCUUUUAA
Perca flavescens (yellow perch) is the source of this 837-nucleotide messenger RNA. RefSeq names its product leishmanolysin-like peptidase. Bases 244 to 837 code for a protein of 197 amino acids. The transcript is spliced from 6 exons. NCBI's taxonomy places the organism in Eukaryota, Metazoa, Chordata, Actinopteri, Perciformes, Percidae. The record is from RefSeq and is a predicted model, not a curated record.